AUGGAUAGCUCGUUUAUUGAACUAAUAAAAGAUAUAAAAAGAGAUGACAGUGUGAAAAAUUUAGAAAAAAAUUAUCAAAUAUGUGUAAAUAAAUUAAAGGAACUAGAAAAAAAAAAACAGAAUGAUAAAAUAUUUGUUCUGAAUUCUAUAAAUAAAGAAAAAUCAUUUAUAUUAUUAAAAUUGCUAUAUUUACAAAUGUUUGGUAAAAAAAUUGAUAAAGAGUAUAAUUUUUCUGUAAUUGAACUUUUAACCUGUAAUAAAUAUAUUUUAAAAAGAAGAGGUUAUUUUUUUUUGAACAAUAUUAAUGAUAAUGAAGAUAUUAUUUUUUUAUCAAUUAAUUUAUUUAAAAAAGAAUUAUAUAAAGAAAAUAUUGCAAACAGUGAAAAUAGUAAAAAAUCCAAUGUUAUAAAUUCUAUAUCUAAUUUUAGUAAUGCAAUAAUUAAAGAUAAUAUCAACUUAUUUAAUAAAGUAGAUCUAAAUAAAAAUCAAUUUAUGCAUGGUGUAAAUAUGGCUAAAGAUUUUAAAAUUUUUAAUACAGUUUUAAUUUUAAAUAGUAUAAGUAAUAUAUGUACAGAUAUUAUGAGUAAUAAUAUUUAUAAUGAUAUAUUCUUGUUAUUAAAUAGUAGUUACAUGUAUAUUAGAAAAAAAACUAUUAUUUGUUUUUAUAAAUUAGUUAUAUGCAAUUUAGAUAUUUUGCAUUUAUUUUUAGAUUUUAUAAAAAAACAUUUUGUUUCUCUUUAUAAUAAUCAAAGUACAUCUUAUGAAAAAAGUUUAAAUGAUGAAAUUGAUUAUACAUAUAGAAAUAACACUUUUCUUUGCUGUUUAAUUAUUAAUAUAUUAGCUGAAAUAUUUUCUACAUUAGAAAAAAAUGAUGAAAAGAAUAAUAAGGAUAAAUGUAAAAACAUAAAUGGAAAAAGAAAAGAUGAAGAAAAUGAAGAAGGAAAAAAUGUGAAUAAUGUACACACCGUUUCUGAAUACUUAAAAAAAUUUUUGUCUUUUAUUCCUUUUAUUUAUAAUAUUUUAAACGAAAGAUUAAGUUUAAUAGAUAAUUGGAAAUUGAUAAAAAUAAUUAAAUUUCUUAACAAAUUAAUAAAAUAUGAAAUGAGAAUUUAUAAGAAGUUUUUAUCUAUUAUAAUUCAUAUAUUUUAUACAAAUAGAGCAAAAAGUGUUGUUUUUGCAUGUUUUGAAUUUAUUCUUUUUAAUUACAAAAAAAUUUACGAUAUUGAUAUAAAUAUUAAUCAAUAUAUAACUAAUGGUGUUGAAUUAGAAAAACAAUGUACAAUUAAUAACAAUAGUAUUAUUGAAAUUGAUAAAAAAAAAAACCAAGAAAAUGCUAUCACAUCAGAAAAUAAAAUAAUUAAAGAAAAUAAUAAAGUAGUUAAUGAUAUAGAUGAUAAAAAUUAUUCUAAUAAUUUUGAUAAAUUUUUAUAUUAUUGUUUUAAACAAUUAUUAAAAUAUUUUUUUAGUGAAGAUAAAAAUAUAGUUUAUAUAACAACUAAAUUAUAUGAAUAUGUUUUUCUCAUUACUGAUUUAUAUGAUGCUUUUGUACAUCAUGAUUUAUUAAAUGAUUUUUCCCACAAUAUUUUAAAAAAUUUUUAUCAGAAAGAUUUAUCUAUUAGAAAAAAUUUAUUAAGUAUCUUAUAUUAUUUAAUAAAUAAAAAAAACUUUCAAAAUAUUGCUUAUAAUAUUAUUGUGUAUUUAUAUAAUAAUGUGGAAAAUAAUUUUUCCGAUGAAUAUAUAAAUGUCAUUUUAAACUAUGGAAAAAAUAAUUUACAUAAUUUGGAGAAUAUAAAUUUAUAUGUUUUUAUAUUAUUUUAUAUAUUAUGUCUAAAUAAUCACAAUAAGGAAUUAGAUACACUUAAUCAAAUUUUUCAAAUAAAUAAAGAAGUUAAAGAAACACAUAUAACUACAAUAUUUCUGAGUUGCAUUUUUAUAAUAACAUAUGGAACAAUAAUUAUAAAAAAUAAUUUAGAAAAAAAUCAUUAUGCUUUUGAUGAUGUAUAUUUAAAUAAAAAAACAUUCGAAAUAGUAAACACUAAUGAAAUAAGUGAUAACAAUCAUUUGGAUAUCUAUAAUAAUUCAAAUUGCUAUGAAAAUUACAAGGUAAAAAAUAAUAAUGGUGAUAAUAAAGUAAAUGAAAUAUACAAGGAUAUUAUAAGCAUAAAAUGUGAUAAUACUUAUGAUAAUAUGAAUGAUAAAAUUAAUGAUUCAUUGUAUGAAAAAAAGGAGAUGGAAAAAUAUAGAAUUAUAAAUAAUGUUUUUAAUGAUGAAAAUUAUGAUAUAAUGAUAAUGAACGAUAUAUAUAAUUUUAAAAAAGAAUUCAAAGAAUUAGAAAAAUUAAAUAAAUAUGAUAUAUUUGAAUACAUUAUUGUAAUAUUAAAUUUAUAUGAUAAGAUAAACCAGAACAAAAAAAAAUUUAUAUAUCAAGAUUUGAACUGCAUAAAUGUUGCUUCUUUUGAGUUUAUUGUUUAUUUUAUUAGUAUUUAUGUUGAAGAAACAUAUGAUAAAAUAAAAGAAUUCAAAAGUAAAGAAUUUUUAAAAAUAUUUUUCUUUUCAUUAUACUUAUUUUUUAUUAAUUUUAGCUCAAGUAGUAUAUUAUGGAAUAUCACUAAGAUUUUUAUUUUUUUUUAUCAGUUCAAGGAAAAUGAUGAUUUACAUUUUUAUUUUCAAAAACUGGAGUAUCAUAUUAAUUAUUUAAUAAAUCAAAAAAAUGAUGUCGCAAACUUAGAUAAAUGUUUUAUGUUAAAAAAUAUCUUAUCUCUUUUAAAUAACAAACAAAAUAAAGAUACUUUUAAUUUUUAUAAUUAUUUUACUAAUUUUUUAGAAUUAAAAGAAUCUGAUAAAAAUUUUGAUUUUGAAAAGCCUUUUAAAUAUGAUGAUUCCUUUUUUUAUGAUACUGAAGAAAAAAAAGAAAAAAAAAAAAAAAAAACUUUUGAAAAAGUAUAUUUAGGUAGUAAUAUAACAAAUGUUAAUAAUAAUAAUGAAAAAAAUUUAAAUAAAGAAGAAAAUAUACAUAUAGAAAAAAAUAUUUUAGAAAAUGAAUUUCUUGUAUUAGUAGAAAAACAGAAAGAGUUUGUCAGAAUAUGGAAAGACAAAAACAUAUUUUUUUUGAUUGACAAAAAUAAACAUUUUAAAUUAUAUUUCCAAAUUAAUAAGGAAAAAUGUUUAUUGUUUUUAUAUUUAAAAUUAUUAAACAAAGGAAUUAUAUUAAAUAAUUUUAAUUUGUAUAGUUCUUCUAAUAUAGCAAAAUUUGAUGUAAUAAAUAGUGAGGAUUCUAAUAAUUUUGAAUUUAUUGAUGAUUAUGAAGAUAAUUUUUGUGAAAUGAACUUUGAUAAAAAUAAUCAAAAAGAAUUAUUAAAUAAUAACUAUAACAUAAAUAACGAAAAUGAUGUAUGUUCUAAAAAAAUAAAAUGUGAAGAAAUUAUUGAAAAGAAUUAUUUUAUAUCUCUAAAAUAUGAGAAGGAUGUAUCCUUUAUUAAAUUAAGUUAUGAUUAUUCAUAUAAUUUUCAAAAUUAUGAAAAUAAAAAUUUAUAUAUUCCAUAUGUAAAUAUUCAACCACUUCAUUUAUCAAUAGAUGAAUUUAAAAAUGUAAAUAAAAAAAAUGGAAAAUUUAGGAACAUGGUUUAUGAGAUAAAGAUAGAAAAAAAUUUAAAUAUAAAUAAAUAUAUUUUCAACUGUUUUUUAUUUUUAUCUGAAUAUCUAAAUUUUUACUUUUUUAAUAUGAAGAAUAUUUUUCUUAAUUUUCAAAAAAAUGAACAUCUAGAUGAGCUCCGUAUAAUUUUUUGUAUAAAAAGUUACAUAGAAAAACAAAAUUUAGAAGAUAAAAUGAUCCUUCUGGUUAACAUCCUACACAAGCCAAAAAAUGAAAUAGAAGGUUUUUGCUUUUAUGAUGUUACUAUAAAAAUAAAAAUAUUAAAUGAUUCAGAAGAUUUAUGUAAUCAGAUACUUAAUUAUUUUGUGUUUUAUAUGGAAAAAAUAUUUUUACAAAGAAUUAAAAUUAAUUACUAA
Plasmodium gallinaceum is the source of this 4008-nucleotide messenger RNA. Its product is annotated as AP-3 complex subunit delta, putative. NCBI's taxonomy places the organism in Eukaryota, Apicomplexa, Aconoidasida, Haemosporida, Plasmodiidae. The record is from RefSeq and is a predicted model, not a curated record. Bases 1 to 4008 code for a protein of 1335 amino acids. The transcript has 3 exons. Gene Ontology annotation, cellular component: AP-3 adaptor complex; endosome membrane. Gene Ontology annotation, biological process: protein targeting to vacuole; Golgi to vacuole transport.